Messenger RNA from Betta splendens (Siamese fighting fish), 3327 nucleotides. RefSeq names its product N-alpha-acetyltransferase 15, NatA auxiliary subunit a (gene naa15a). Gene Ontology annotation, cellular component: NatA complex; cytoplasm. Gene Ontology annotation, biological process: N-terminal peptidyl-methionine acetylation. The record is from RefSeq and is a predicted model, not a curated record. The coding region runs from base 316 to 2922 and encodes 868 amino acids. Gene Ontology annotation, molecular function: protein binding; protein-N-terminal amino-acid acetyltransferase activity. The transcript has 20 exons. Lineage: Eukaryota; Metazoa; Chordata; Actinopteri; Anabantiformes; Osphronemidae.
CAGGUUUCAAGAAACAUUAUAGUUUUCUUUAUUACUGUCGUAAAGAGCAUUUAAGAUCUACGACGAGCUUAUGUUGGUUCACAUUAAAUAAAAGUCUACAGCCCUUUUGCUAAAAACGACAUCUGUCGAAUUGUUUGUCGAAUCAGAUAGCGACGUGACCCGGACGAGAAGUUCCUCGGCCAUUUUGCUCGGAAGGGGGCCUGUGCUUCAACACGUGAGCGGCAGGAGCCUGAAGACACUGAAACAAACCUGGAUAUCUGACUCGGAGAGGACAGAUUCAUGUGCGAACCCACAGAGACAUAGGAAAGCAGCGCGAUGCCUACACUCACUCUACCGCCGAAGGAGAAUGCGCUCUUUAAGAGAAUACUGAGAUGUUACGAGCACAAGCAGUACAGAAAUGGACUGAAGUUCUGCAAACAGAUCCUGGGUAACCCGAAGUUUGCUGAACAUGGAGAGACACUAGCAAUGAAGGGUUUAACCCUUAACUGUCUGGGCAAGAAGGAGGAUGCCUAUGAGCUGGUCAGAAGAGGCCUGCGCAAUGACCUAAAGAGCCAUGUCUGUUGGCAUGUGUAUGGUUUGCUACAGCGUUCUGACAAAAAGUAUGAUGAGGCCAUCAAAUGUUACCGUAACGCUUUAAAGUGGGACAAGGACAACCUGCAGAUCCUUCGAGACCUCUCCCUGCUGCAGAUUCAGAUGAGAGACCUGGAAGGGUACAGGGAGACUCGGUACCAGCUGCUGCAGCUUCGUCCAGCCCAGCGAGCUUCAUGGAUUGGAUAUGCUGUUGCCUAUCACUUGCUAGAAGACUUUGAGAUGGCCGCUAAGAUUGUGGAGGAAUUCCGUAAAACGCAACAGACGUCUCCAGACAAAGUGGAUUACGAGUACAGUGAACUACUGCUCUAUCAGAACCAAGUUCUGAGGGAGGCAGGCUUGCAUAAGGAAGCCCUUGAUCAUCUCAACAACUAUGAGAAACAGAUAUGCGACAAACUGGCUGUAGAGGAGACAAGAGGAGAGCUGCUGUUGAAACUAGAGAGGCCUGAGGAGGCUACAGAGGUCUACAGUAGACUCCAGGAGAGGAACCCUGAGAACUGGGCCUACUACCAGGGCCUCGAAAAAGCCUUAAAACCAGGCAGUGUAAGUGAACGCCUGAAGAUUUUUGAGCAAUCCUGGGUGAAAUUUCCCAAAGGACUGGUUCCCAGAAGGCUGCCCCUUAAUUUCGUCACAGGGGAGAGGUUUUGUCAGUGUCUUGACAGCUACCUGAGGAUGAACUUCAGUAAAGGCUGCCCUCCCGUCUUCACUACCCUCAGAUCUCUCUACACAGACAAAGAGAAGGUCACAAUCAUUGAAGACUUAGUAGUAGACUACGAACACUGUUUAAAAAGCUGUCGGAUGUUCAGUGAGAAUGAUGAUGGGAAGGAGGAACCCCCAACCACCCUGCUGUGGGUGCAGUAUUUCCUGGCACAGCACUUUGAUUUCAUAGGACAGACCAGCCUAGCUCUGCAGUACAUCAACACUGCUAUUGACAGCACACCCACACUUAUCGAGCUCUUUCUCAUCAAAGCCAAGAUCUACAAGCAUGCUGGCAACAUAAACGAAGCAGCUCGGUGGAUGGAUGAGGCUCAAGCCCUGGAUACUGCCGACCGCUUCAUCAACUCAAAGUGUGCCAAGUACAUGCUAAAGGCAGGCCUCAUCAAAGAAGCAGAGGAGAUGUGCUCCAAGUUUACACGAGAGGGGACGUCUGCAGUUGAAAACCUGAAUGAGAUGCAGUGUAUGUGGUUUCAAACAGAGUGUGCCUUGGCUUACAAGUCUAUGAACAAGUUUGGAGAUGCUCUAAAGAAGUGCCAUGAGAUCGAGAGGCAUUUUGUGGAGAUCACUGAUGACCAGUUUGACUUCCACACCUACUGUAUGAGGAAGAUGACGUUGCGGUCCUACGUGGACCUGCUGAAGCUGGAGGAUGGCCUGCGACAGCAUCCCUUUUACUAUAAAGCUGCUCGAACAGCCAUCCAGAUCUACUUAGCCCUGCACGACAAGCCGCUGACUGACGACAACAAGGAGAGCCAGGCAGACACGGAAAACCUUACCGACAAAGAGCUGAAGAAGUUGCGCAACAAACAGCGAAGAGCCCAGAAGAAGGCACAGCUAGAGGAGGAGAAGAAGAAUGCAGAGAAGGAGAGGCAGCUGAAGAACCAGAAAAAAAAGAAAGAGGAUGAUGAAGAGGAGAUAGGCGGGCUCAAAGAAGAGCUAAUACCAGAUAAACUGGCCAAGCCAGAGAAUCCUUUAGAGGAGGCUGUGAAGUUCCUGAUUCCCCUGAAGAAUCUGGUGCGCAACAAGAUUGAGACUCAUCUUCUGGCCUUUGAGAUCUACUUCAGAAAAGAGAAAUACCUGCUGAUGCUGCAGUCCAUAAAAAGGGCUGUAAUCAUAGAGCCUUCCAACCCGUGGCUGCACCAAUGUCUAGUGCGCUUUUUCAAGAGAGUGAGUGACAGUGCAGAUUUGGCAGCAGUGGUGAGGACAGUGUUGAAGAAGGAGAUUGCCAGACUCUUUGGAGAAAGCAACCCUCAAAGCUUCAACAAGAGCUACCUGAGUCAGCACUCCAGCUCAAUCCCUCACCGCUUGGCAGCUGCUAAGAUGAUGGUCUACCUAGAGCCUUCCUCUGAUAAGAUGGCCUGUGAGAUAGCUACAGCUUUAGAUGAGUCACUGUCUGGAAGGAGCAUCCAGGUUUGUAAUGAGGUGCUGGAAGCUUUGCGUGCCGCUCAGCUGGGGGAGGAGCAGCAGAAAGCUGCUGAGCCUUACAGAGUGGCAUGCCAUAAGCUUUACCCCUACAGCUUGGCCUUCAUGCCCCCAGGCUACCAAGACAAUAGCACCACAUUUACUGCCAACGGCGACCUGUCGGGGGGAGAGCAUGACGACAUCUCGAAUGAAAUGUGAGCUUGAACACCGCCAGACGCUUUGACCCAUCGGCACAUCCAUUUCCCCAAAUCCUCUCUGUCCCUGGGCAAUGGCUAUUGUGAGCCGCCCUGCAUUGCACUGAUCUGGAUGGACUGAGCACCAGAGAAGGAGCUACCACAUGGAGGAAGAUGAUGCCCACUUAACUUUUUUUUUUAAUUAAAACCCUUUCCACAUUUGUUGUGAGAAACUCCAGAUAUUUGCAGUAUCGGGUGGAAAAGCGGGCUUUAGCUGCUCAGAUGGCUUUAGCAAACAGUUAGUUUGCUACAACUCCGGUGUUUCACAUCAUGUCCUUCUUGUAGGUGCAUCUGCUUCUCACGUUUUUAAAAAGUAAUUUAUAUAUUACAAACCGACAGAUGGAUUAAUAAAACAAUGUUUGCAAAACCA